AUGACUACUGUUGUCGCGCACCUCCUGAAUUGGGGCUCGUAAACUUCACAUCCAUCAACCGUCAUUCAUUCACAACUGUCAAUCUGCCCGAGGAAGAGUGUCCAACAAGUCGAUCGGGUUGGCGAAAAUUCAUUGGACGUUAGCCGAGACUUGACAUGUCUGCCAACUCUGGAAAUAGCGGAGUCAGAAACCUUCGUGCUAUGUUCGAGAACAAAGCCAGUGACCAAUCUACCUCUCCCCCGAGUCGAGGCCGUUCGCCAAAUCCUUCAGAGAUAUCCAACAGCAGCAGACCAGUCAGCAAAGUGCGGGCGAGCUUUGUUGCAGUGGAGAGACCAGGCGAGAACGGGGGCGCAUCAAUAUUAGGUCUUCGAAGGACGAGUGAAGUCAGCAACCAACGAGACGAGAACAAAGAGAACUUGAUGGCGGACACUGCACCUACAGGCAAAGUGCCUGCCACAGGUGAAAGGGCACCUACGGAAGAUAUGUCCAAGCCUGAGAAGAAUGAUCACACACAGAAUGGAACUAUGGAAACUGGACUGGGCGACAUCUUAAAGGGCUCUGCUUUUGCUGACAGCACACCCAAAGCUACUCCAGAGGCUGCAAACUCGGGUCAAGCUUCGACGCCUGGCCAAAUACAACCGAAAACUGCUAAGGUGCCGGCAGCACCCAAGGACGAGACAAAAGCUGCCGAAACGGCCGAGAAAAAGCAAGCAACCAACGGCUCAAAAACAGGACCUGCUCCCACCACACAACCCCAGACCACAAAGACUGCAGAGCCUGCUAGGCCCGCCCGUACGAGACAAAUCAACACAAAUGCUUCCCCUCGGUCCCCCGUCGCCUCAAAGUCAUCUCCGAAAACACCGACAUCCCCGGUCGCCCAUAUAAGAGGAGGUCCGGCCAAGAUCAAAGGAGUUAUGGAGUCUGCGAAACGGGCGCAAGAAGCAAGAGUUCUCGCGAAACAGAAUGCGGAAAAGGAGAGCAAACCUCAAUCUACUGCGUCCAAGACGAACACCCAAUCUGAGCCAAAACAGUCGUGGAAUGCGGUCAAGAAAGAACAAGCCCCUGCUUCACCAAAAGCUGUCAAAUCAGCCAAGGCCGUUGAGCCCAAAUCACCAGCAAAACCCACGAAGCUUCCUGCAGCAGCUACAGCCCCAACAGCAGCAUCAGCGGCCAGACAAGAGACACAUAAGUCUCCUACGGAAGCUGAACAUCGCAAACCGGCGGCAAAGAGACCGUCCACAGUGUCGACAAGACCUCCCAGGGCCAGUACGGCUUCUACAACGUCGAUGCUGGCAAAAAAAACAUCGCGCGCGUCUCUGACCAACGGGCAUGAUCGACCCAAGUCUCGAGUCAGCACCUACAAGCCCGACGAAGGUUUUUUGGCACGGAUGAUGCGACCUACGACAAGCAGUGCACAGAAAAUGCAUGACAAGGUCCCGGUCAUUAGCCCUCCACGCCAAAGAGCCCAUUCUGCGAGCAAACCCAAAGAGGCUUCGAAAGUGAAACCACCACCAAAGAUGCAUCUAGAACCACCUAAGGAUGCCGGAGAAGAGAUGAAGGAGGACGAGGACGACCAUAGCAUAUUACCCGAAGUUGCUGUGCCUUCACCUCUUCAGGUGGUCAAGGAGGACCCGAUGGCUUCACAUACCCCCCAAGACAAUAACAGAAGCGACGCCACCUGCACCUCCCGAGCCGGUUGAAGCAGCUGAUGCUUCAAAGUCCGAGGCUUGAUCAGCUGUCUACCAUUUUCUGGAUCCCAUUUAUUACCGAUCCUGUUACUGCCUCAUCCUAGCGAUUUAGCGAGUUCUAUUCGACACAAAAUUGUUUAGCCAGGCAUUUGACGUGUCCAAUUGAUAUU
Messenger RNA from Exophiala viscosa, 1858 nucleotides. RefSeq lists its product as uncharacterized. The record is from RefSeq and is a predicted model, not a curated record. NCBI's taxonomy places the organism in Eukaryota, Fungi, Ascomycota, Eurotiomycetes, Chaetothyriales, Herpotrichiellaceae. The transcript has 2 exons. The coding region runs from base 156 to 1700 and encodes 514 amino acids.